CCAGGAUACAUCCACGUGCAGAAAUGGAAAACAUGGAAAUGAAAUGUGGAAGUUGUUUGAAAUCACCGAAAAGGAAACAUGAGCCAAAGGAAGUGUUCACUGGAGUGUGUAGUGGCUUGCCAAGAAAAGGGUGACCUUGAUGACGAGAGACUGCCAUCCAGUCCUGUAUAGGACCAUGCAGGAACUGGGUGAGCUUGGGUAGGCUUGGGUGAAGCAUCAUAUCGGAAAAGAUGGUGGUGAUGAGGAAGGGCUUGAUUGAUGUGAGUCUGCCGCGGUGUGUGGUACAGUGGUAUCUAUGGAGGGUGUGUUGAUGCGCGGUGUGAGGAAACGGUUUUGUCAUCUCGCGUCAGGUUUUGCGCUCAGUUUUGAAGUGAGAGGGGGAUAACGAGCGGUGACUUGAUAAAGUGAUGAUGGUGGUGGGUGAUAUAUCACGGUUAUGUCCUCCCACAAUCAAAAUCUGGUCUGACCUCCUUAUUUUUAUUUCAUCAUUCUUCUCAACAUCGUGGUCACGGACAAACAAGCCAACACCACCACCAUCUAGAAGUGGGAGAUCACGAGUGAUUUUCUUCGCAAACCUACCUCAAUCGACUACACCAUCGACGGUCAGAUCAAACAGAAGAAAAAAAAUCGCCCAAGAUGAUCCUGGUAGACAUCAUCUCCAUCAUCCUCCGCGUUGCGGAGCUUGCAUUCGCAUCCAUCGUUGCUGCCCUUAACGGGCGCUUCCUGCACGCCGCUCGCGGCAACUCACCAUGGGAUCUCGGCCGACACAUUUAUACUGAAGUGGUGGCGGGCUUGUCCAUUCUCUUUGCCAUCGUCUGGCUGUUUCCGUUCUCGAGCUCGUUCAUCCACUGGCCCAUGGACCUGGUCAUUUCUGUCAUGUGGUUUGUGAGCUUUGGGCUGUUGGUAAAUUGGUUGCAUGGGGUUUGCGGAUAUGUCUUUGAUUGGGAUAAUGUUGGCUUUAAUGGUGUGGGCUGUGGUGAGUGGAAGGCUACAGUUGCUUUUGCCUUUCUCAGCGCCAUUUGUUGGCUUGUUAGUGCUUUGGUUGGUCUCUACUGGGUUCGUCGCCAUACCCCCGCUCCUGUUGAUGCGGGAUAUCGUCGCCGCCGCUGGUAUCGUUCUCGCGUCUAAAUCCAGGUGCUUGCCUUUGAGUGUUGGAUGUGGGAGCUUCGCCUACGGAAAGAUGACAGAUGGUUCGAUGACUUUCACCGAGGCGCAAUGCCCGUCUUGCUUCCCCCAACUACAUACUGUUAAUUUUGGACUGGAGCUGUUUUGUUGAAGACUGAUGGACGGAAAUGAUACCCGGAAUGGAUCUGGACCGCGCUAAUGAUGUGCUGUUUGGACCCCACUCUUCAAUCGCAUCUCUCUUUACCCCUGAGCAACAGCUGGAAUGACGGACGUUUAUGGAGACCUUCUGGGAUGAUAAUGACGGAAAACGGGCCGUACAUGUUGUAAUUGGCCGCCAUGUUGCUUGCUUCUUGGCCUCGCGUGCGAGCUGAAACACUUAAGAAUCCAGUUUACUAUACUCCUUUGCAUAAACAUCUCGUUGAUCGUAAUAUCUUCC
Neurospora crassa OR74A is the source of this 1561-nucleotide messenger RNA. Its product is annotated as integral membrane protein. Bases 637 to 1128 code for a protein of 163 amino acids. The record is from RefSeq and is a predicted model, not a curated record. Lineage: Eukaryota; Fungi; Ascomycota; Sordariomycetes; Sordariales; Sordariaceae. The transcript is spliced from 3 exons. Gene Ontology annotation, cellular component: membrane.